Messenger RNA from Mesorhabditis belari, 792 nucleotides. NCBI's taxonomy places the organism in Eukaryota, Metazoa, Nematoda, Chromadorea, Rhabditida, Rhabditidae. The record is from the annotation of a GenBank genome assembly.
AUGGUGCCAUCUUUUCUCAUGAGAUUCCACUUUUUCUUCUUUUCAGCUUUUCUUAGUGUCACACUGGCGAAGCACGUUCAGAAUGAACAAUACGAAGUGAAAAUUAAAGAAUUAGGAUCCUGUAGCGAGAAGACACGAGAAGCCGGCUUAUUCUUCACAGUAAAUCAUUUCAAACCCUGCACACUUUCCAUGAAAAUCCCCAAUGAGAGAAUGGGUAGAUUGACGAUGGUAAAUCUCGACGAGUUCUGCGAAGAGAACAGCGUAAAACUCUUCAACAAAGUCGAAAAAACGGUGAUCGAUUUGUGCGAGAAAGACGCGAUUCGAAAUCCGAUUUUCCAUCUCGCACCCGGUCAUCACUCGCUCGUCUACAAGUCGAUCUCGACCACGCAACUCUACUUCUCACUCACUUUCAUCAACACCACACUUUACUGUGGUGAUCGGAUCCAUCUCAAUCAACUCGAUUUCCCAUUGACAUUGAAGAAUCAGAAGAGAGAUGGAGAAAAAAUGAGUAACGAUUGGUGUGAGGUGCAAAUCCCGGGAUCUGUCUCCAUUCAUUUUGAGCCAUUCACAAAGCAGGAGGUUAAGCACCGCUCGCGAAUCAUCUUACAGCAAGGGACACACACGAAACAAAUGCUCAAACAGACCUCCUUUUAUCCAGAAACGCAUUCAAAAGACGUGAAAGUGAAUUGUGGAGUUGGAUUGCUUUUGGUGGAAUCGCCGCUCAUUUCCACUCUCAAUUUCACCGUCAAAUAUUUAAAAGACGAUUUUCUCGAACGCUUAUCGCUUGAUUGU